Messenger RNA from Triticum aestivum (bread wheat), 909 nucleotides. RefSeq names its product transcription factor MYB4. The record is from RefSeq and is a predicted model, not a curated record. NCBI's taxonomy places the organism in Eukaryota, Viridiplantae, Streptophyta, Magnoliopsida, Poales, Poaceae.
CCCGCGACUCCGCCAUUACUCCGCGGCAUCACGCAGGCAGGCAGGCAGGCUAGCCGUGCUCCCUCCCGUCUCUUCUCUCCUCUCCCCCAAAGAGGUCAAAGACACAGGGAGAGGACUCCUCCGCAUCUGCAUCCGUCCUCCUCCGCGCGCACGAAUUCGAGAGGGAGAGGAGCGGUAAUGGGGAGGGCUCCGUGCUGCGAGAAGAUGGGCCUCAAGAGGGGCCCCUGGACGCCGGAGGAGGACAAGAUCCUGGUCGCCCACAUCCACAGCCACGGCCACGGCAACUGGCGCGCGCUGCCCAAGCAAGCCGGCCUGCUGCGGUGCGGCAAGAGCUGCCGGCUCCGGUGGAUCAACUACCUGCGGCCGGACAUCAAGCGCGGCAACUUCACCGACGAGGAGGAGCAGUCAAUCAUCCAGCUGCACCAGCUGCUCGGCAACAGAUGGUCCGCGAUUGCCGCCCGGCUGCCGGGGAGGACGGACAACGAGAUCAAGAACGUGUGGCACACCCACCUCAAGAAGCGGCUCGACCCCAGCGCGCAGGAGCAGCACGAGGAGGCCAAGAAGCGCAAGAAGCCGGCGGCGGCGGCGCGGAAGCGCGACGGCAAGGUCAAGAUGAGGAAGCUCGACGCGCUGACCGCCAAGGCGGCGCCCGUGCUGUCCUCGCCCGAGCGCUCCGUCUCGUCCACGGUCACCGAGUCGACGUCCACGGCCUCGGCGGCGGCGGAGCAGCACGGCAACUCGGGCAGCUCCGCGUCCGCCUCCGCGUCCGUCAAGGAGGAGUGCUUCACCUCGUCCGAGGAGUCGGAGGAGUUCCAGAUCGACGAGAGCUUCUGGUCGGAGACGCUGUCCAUGCCGCUGGACGACAUCAACGACGUCUGCAUGGAGCCCCACGACGCGUUCGGCAAGCCC